ACCUGUAAGAAUGUUUUGGAGAUCCACUUAUAAUGUGAGCUUGUUAAAAGAAAAAUAGUAGAACUUGUUGUUUUUAUUAUUUAUAUGUUUUAUACUGCAAAAUCGGCUUUAGUUUCCAGGAAGGAACUAAAAACGACUACCGAAAUUUGUACUUCCAAAGCAGUGCCAAGCAUGGCAGCUGUCCAGUUCAUUCAUCAAUAUUAAUUAAUAGUUAGGGUGGAUCAAUUUUUGAAUAUUUGUUGUGCUUUUGGAAGUCUUGUAACAAAUUCAAAUCAGUGCAAAUAAAUCAAAUUUAAAAUAGUAAUUGAAAUCAUUUAGAAGCACCCUAAGAGCCCCAACCGAAUUCCGAGAAUUGUGACCAGUGAAAUUUUCGACAAUGCUACUUAAAAUUCGCAGCAACAGGUAUAAGAACAGCUCGUUGAACCGAGUUUGUGUCCGAAGUUAACCCAGUCAACGUCAUGUUCAGAAAUUUGGUAUGCUUUCUUUUGUUAGGUGUUGUGCUUUCUACAAGUAACGUUGAACCUGACGGAAUUGGUGAUGAUGGCGGUCAUUUUGGAUAUGAAGUUCUGCAGCAUCGACUCGAUCACCUGCAGCAUAGACAUGACAAAUUGGCUAAACAUUUGAUUCAAGUCGAAGAGUCAUCUGAACGCUUGAUGGAGAGGCACUACAUGAUGAUGAAUCAGCUUUUAAGCGGAAUAUCGACUAUAACUAACAUCUCUAGUGAAAUUCUUAAGCAACAAACGCCACAAUCAAAACGGGUUAUAAACUGCUGCAAAAUGGUGUCCACCUCGGGAAAGUACCAACUUCAGCUGUCCUCCAAGGCCUUACGCAGCGCGGUUUAUUGCGACAUGGACACGUUCUUCGGCGGUUGGCUCGUUCUCCAGCAGCGGCUGGAUGGUUCCGUCAACUUUACCCGCACCUGGCUGGAGUACCGGAACGGGUUCGGAACGGUCGGAGAAUCGACAGAGUUUUGGCUGGGCCUUGAACUGCUGCACCAACUUACGAACAGUGGCCAGUACGAGCUGCUGGUUGAGCUGAAAAACGAGGCCGGAAAGUACGGCUACGCUCGGUACACGGACUUUCGGGUUGCCACCGAGGAGGACAAGUACCGGAUGGUGCAGCUGGGCGAGCACAGCGGCACACUUCCGGACUAUUUGGGCUAUCACAGAAAUAGAAAAUUUUCGACUUUUGACCAGGACAACGAUGAUCAGAGGGGGGAAAGCUGUGCUGUGAGGUAUUUCUCUGGCGGAGGAUGGUGGUAUGGGAGUUGCGCUUACAGCUCACUUAACGGAAAAUUCACCAAAAAUGGGGAAGGAUAUGGAAUUAAUUGGUUCGAUUGGUCCAAAGCUGCCACGUUUAGCCGGAUGAUGAUUCGUCGGAAGUAGGUUUGAAAAGAUUUUAUUUUAUUUAGCAAUGAUUAAUCAUGGUGGUUAGAAGAAAUAUAAUGCUGCAAUUUUA
This is a messenger RNA of Culex quinquefasciatus (southern house mosquito), 1458 nucleotides long. Its product is annotated as fibrinogen-like protein A. The coding region runs from base 459 to 1385 and encodes 308 amino acids. The record is from RefSeq and is a predicted model, not a curated record. Lineage: Eukaryota; Metazoa; Arthropoda; Insecta; Diptera; Culicidae. The transcript has 4 exons.